Molecule: messenger RNA, 1539 nt
Organism: Apus apus (common swift)
Lineage: Eukaryota; Metazoa; Chordata; Aves; Apodiformes; Apodidae
Gene: TMEM119
Product: transmembrane protein 119
Exons: 2
Coding region: 110-865 (251 amino acids)
Biological process (GO): ossification; positive regulation of osteoblast differentiation; positive regulation of osteoblast proliferation
Cellular component (GO): plasma membrane
Source: RefSeq, a predicted model, not a curated record
UCCAUCCCAGCAGGCAGCAGAAAGGGGAGCGAAGGGUGCAGGACAGAUCCCGUCCUCCUGGCUCCCUCCCACCGGCACAGCGAGGAGCCGCGCGCCAGCCCCAGGGGACAUGGCGGUGCGGAUGGCGAUGGGGACCUGGCUGCUGCUGCUGCUGCUGCUGCUGCUGGUGUCCCCGGCACUCUCGGCAGCCCCUCGACAUGUGGCCGUGCUGCCCGACGACGGGGGCAGCGGGGACGGCGAGGAGGUUUCGGCCGUGCCGCCCGUCCGCCGUGUGACACCGGGCACCGGCCCGACGGUGGGGGACGCGGUGGGGACAACGGUCACCAACAGCUCGGCACCGGGGGGCGUGCUGGAUGGGCUGGUGGACUUCUUCAAGGAGUACAUGCUGCUGGUGGUGGUGGUGGGCUCGCUGGCCUUCGUCCUCCUCUUCAUCGUCUGCACUGCCGUCAUUGUCCGGCAGAAGCACAAGGCGUCUGCCUACUACCCCUCCUCCUUCCCCAAGAAAAAGUACGUGGACCAGCAGGACAAGGUGGGGGGGGGCAAGGAUUUCACCGAGGUGCCCGAAAAAGCCCCCGACCCUGAUGCUGAGGAGACCCUGAACUGCAACCAGCAGCUGAAGGCAGACAUCCUCGCCGCCGCCCAGAACCUCAAAUCGCCCCCCAAAGCCAAUGGGGCCCGGGAGGAGCAGAAACCACCCCCCGAGGAAGACAAAGAGGAAGGAAGCAAAAAGUUAGGGGAAGAGCAACCCGCCGAGCCCCCUCCCCAAAAUCCUGGCACCAAGGAAGUGUCAGGUACAACCGGAGCAGGGGGCGAGGGGACCCCCAGCGCAGCCCAUGACAGCCCCCCUGGACCCCCUGGCAUCUAGGGCAGGGAUUGGGUCCCAUGUGAGCCCCAAGGAGCUGCCAGCUCGGGGGAACACCCUGUGGACAUGUGAUGGACGUGGCGGUUUGUUGCUCCAUGUGUACGUGGUGGCUCAAGGAAGCCCUGAUGAAGCCCCUCUCUGCUCCCCCCCACACCCUUGCAGGACACUGUGGCCAAGCCAGGGGGGUGUUUGGGCAGCUGGUGGUUUGGGGCAGCCCUAGAGUCCCAGCAGCCCCACGGCUCCUGCUGUCCAAGGGGGCUUUUCCCAUCCCCAGGCACUGUGUGGGCACAGCCCCCCGGCUCCAGCUCUGCCCCCCACCCCCGGUGCUGUGACCCCCUCCCCCUCUGCCCCACACCGCCAGCUUGCUCCCAGAUGUAAUUGUACUAAUUAGCCCAUGGUGGCCCCUGGUGGGGGGGGGGGACAGGGCACCACGGCCAGGGCUGUGCGGCGGGACAGGACGUGACCACGGGCUGGCUCUGCUGACUGCUGUGACACCGGGGACUCGAGGACGGGACAACCUUGGCUAUCCUGGCCCAGCCCAGAGGAGAAGGGAAGAGCAUUUAGGGGCCAGGACCCUCCUUUCGUUUUUCUUCCCCCCAGGCCAUGACCCACAGCCCAGCUGGACUUUUUCCUGAUUUUCUUACCCCCUUCAGCUAACAAUAAAGACAUUUCCCACA